GUGGUGGUCAUAUUUAGUCCCCACAUGCCUUCUCAAACCGCCAACAUAAACAAAUAAAAUCUUGUGAAAGGAAGUGACAAAAUCACAGCAGCCAUGAAGUUUCCUGCCUUUUUUGGGAGUUGCUCGGGCUGUCUGCAGUCUGUUGCAUCCGAGAUAAGAAACCAGCUCUCUUGGAUCGGGACCAACACUCCUCGUUCAGUACCGAAUAUCUCCAGUUGCUGUUGCCAUCAGUGAGUCAAAGCAACGAGGGAGCGCCUGGAGGGUAGACCUGAGACUAACAACUCUAUCAAGAUGAAAGUGUGCGGGGUGCCCUUGUUUGUCUGCACUAUCAUUUUGUCUUCAGUUGACUCAGAGAUCAUUAUUGUCUCCGAUGGGUGGCAAGAGGUUGACGCAGCUGUCGGAUCCCAGAUUUUGCUCAGUUUAGCAACAUCUUCAGAGCUGAGGAGUGGUAGCUGGAGGUUUAACUGCUCUGACGUGGCUCUCUGGAUCAGUAACGUCACGGAUAUCAGCAAUGGCUAUUCGGGCCGGGCGGAGUUAUCUACAAAUGGAUCCCUCACGUUGAAAUCACUAACGAUCAACGACAGUGGAGAUUAUGUUGUUACCAUGAACCCACCCUUCUCAAACGUCUCAGUAAUGUCAAGGAUCGCGCUAAACGUGAUUGAACCUGUUUCCAAGCCCGAUAUCAGUCUGAGCAGUUCAGAGGUGGUGGAGAAUAAUGGAACUGUCACCUUGCACUGCAACCUGACUGGUCAUUCCCCGUCCAUUCAGUGGAUCAAGGAUGGUCAAUACCUGCAGUAUAAUGACAGGAUGAAUAUGUCAUCAGACAAUCACACAUUAAUACUAACAGCAGUGAAUCGGUCUGAUACAGGAGAUUAUCAGUGUGAAGGUUACAACACUGUCAGUCGCAACAUAAGUGAUGUCCUGUCUCUUAUCGUCUAUUUUGGUCCUGAAGACCUUCGAAUUUCCAUUGAUCCUGACAAGGAAGAUAUCACUGUGGGGUCAAAUGUCACGUUCAACUGUUCUGCACAGUCAGUUCCAGCUCCCGAAUUUGAGUGGUUUUUCCAAGGGCAUCCUCUGAAUCGAACAGGACAGAUGAUGACCAUUGCUCGCUACGGCCCGAGUCACAACGGCGUUUACAUGUGCCAAGUCUACAACAAUAUGACUGGAAAAUACGCCAAUGCAACCACAGAGGUCCAUGUUGUAGAGCCGGUCUCGAAGCCAAACAUUACUGCAGAUGUUUCAGACCCUGUUGAACACAACGACACGGUGUCCUUGACUUGUCACGUGACUGGUGAUCUGCGAUAUCUGAACUGGAUGAAGGCGAACCAGUUUAUUCAGAACAACGAGAGGGUGAAGUUAUCAGAGGAUAAUGUCACACUGUCAAUAUUAUUGGUGAACAGAUCUGAUUCAGGCAAUUACACGUGCCAGGCAUGGGGCUACAGAAAUAACGAAACCAGCAAUCCAUUUGAACUGAACGUUUACUACGGACCGGAUACACCUCAGCUGACUAUUGAAGACGAGAAGGAAGUGUAUGCACCUGAAUCCGAUAUCGUUCUCCGGUGUACUGCUGACUCUGUUCCUCCUGCAACGUUCGAAUGGCUAUUGAACGGCAUCUCUCUUCAGCAGACAAGUGAAACACUAACCCUUUCCAAAAUUAACAUAAGUGACUUUGGGAAUUACACCUGUAAGGCUUAUAACAACCGCACCAUGUUAUAUGCAGAAACAACAAAGAAAAUAACAGCAAUUGAAGACAUUUCAAAACCAGAGAUUACAGCCAAUGCUUCGCCACUGGUGGAGCACAAUGGCACAGCAGUCCUGACGUGUGGUGUAUCUGGCAGUUGGCACUCCCUGAAGUGGAGCAGGGACCAGAAUGCACUGCUGCCCAGUGAAAAUGUGGAACUUUCGGACAGGAACAAGACAUUAACCAUCAAAGCCGUGAACAGAUCCGACGCAGGGAAUUACACUUGCACAGUGGAGAGUCUGAUCAGUAGCAAGGAGAGUGACCCAUUCCCACUGGUCAUUUACUAUGGACCAGAUGAAGCCCAGAUUGUAAUAACAUCCAAAGAGCAAAAAGUCUCUUAUGGAGCCAACGUUACUCUGGAGUGCAAAGUCGAAUCGUUUCCGCCCUCGAAAUACAAAUGGUUCUUGAAUGGAGAAGAGCUCCCGCAAAAUGAAAAGGUAUUGGUCGUCAGCAACAUUACCCAGGGCAACUCUGGAAAUUACACUUGUCAGGGCUACAAUGUCCAAACCAAAAUGGAGAAAAAGAAUACCAUACAUCUUUCUCCAUUGGAAUCAAAUGAUCUCGAAGACUAUAAGAACAAGUCUUGGAUUGCUGCGGCCGUGGUUGGCAUCCUGGCCCUGAUUGCGAUCUGUGCCUGCAUCAUCUUCAAACAACGAGGCAGCUAAGGUGUGAGAGACUCUGACAGAGCUCGCAACCUUCACGAAGGAACAAACAUGCUGAAAAUUUCUCUCUCUGGGAUGUCAAUCACCUGCUGAGACCCCGGGGUUACCGAACAUCGCCUCCGUCUUGGUGGAUGGAUCUCGCUGGAGGGACCGGGGCAACGUGGAGAAGACCCUUUCGCUUUGCUUGCUCGGCAACUGGACGUUUCUCCUCAAAGGGACAGGUUGCUGCUAUGACAGGCUUGCAGUUGAGUUUUGUCAGAGCGUUAACCUAAUUUAUACCAGUUACCAACCUUUAACGUCUGCCUUUCUGCUUCACCACAAAAGAAAAUAUUAACCCGAGAAAUAACAAAGGGAUACACUGCCUAACUGCGAAGAUUUACGGGUAUUCUCCAAGUUGGCACUAAUGAAAUGGUUUCUCACUGAUGGGUGUCCAUGGGUGUGUUCACUUCAGUAUGACUCUUCCCCUGUGUUUUUCUCUGUUGAUGUAAUAAAUUGGUUGGUUUGUAA
Molecule: messenger RNA, 2910 nt
Organism: Chiloscyllium plagiosum (whitespotted bambooshark)
Lineage: Eukaryota; Metazoa; Chordata; Chondrichthyes; Orectolobiformes; Hemiscylliidae
Product: cell adhesion molecule CEACAM5-like
Source: RefSeq, a predicted model, not a curated record